AUGGAUUCUCUUGUUUCGAAAUAUAGCCGACCAGCAUAUGAGCAGAAUGAGCCUUUUGAGGACCAGGAUGAGCUGCUAAAUUCCAUGGGUGAUCUCUCGCUCAAGUUUGCCAUGCCCCCCGUUGCUCAGCCCUCAUCAUGGCUUCGCGCUGCCACUGAUGAUCGAUCAAACCCCAACUGCCCCAUUAAGAUCGCCCACGGAACCACCACGCUCGCUUUCCGUUUCCAGGGCGGCAUCAUCGUUGCGACCGACUCCCGAGCCACCGCCGGCAACUGGAUCGCCUCGCAAACCGUAAAGAAGGUUAUUGAGAUCAACAGCGUCCUGCUAGGAACCAUGGCUGGUGGUGCUGCAGACUGUCAGUACUGGCUUGCCUGGCUCGGCAUGCAGUGUCGCCUCCAUGAGCUACGACACAAGCGUCGCAUCAGCGUUGCCGCCGCCAGCAAGAUCCUCGCCAACCUCGUCUACAGUUACAAGGGAAUGGGCCUCAGCAUGGGCACCAUGUGCGCCGGUGUCACCAAGGAGGAAGGCCCUGCUCUCUACUAUGUCGACAGCGACGGUACUCGCUUGGCGGGCAACCUCUUCUGCGUUGGCUCGGGUCAAACAUUCGCGUAUGGUGUUCUCGAUGCCGAGUACAAGUACGAUCUGUCGGAUGAGGAGGCUCUGGAGCUUGGAAAGCGAAGUAUUUUGGCCGCCACCCACCGAGAUGCUUACUCCGGUGGUUACAUCAACCUGUACCACGUUAAGGAAGAGGGCUGGGUGAAGCACGGCUUCAACGACACCAACCCCAUUUUCUGGAAGACCAAGCUUGAGAAGGGCGAGUUUACCAACGUGACAAGCGCACUUGAUUAG
This is a messenger RNA of Fusarium mangiferae, 849 nucleotides long. RefSeq names its product putative 20S core proteasome subunit PRE2. The record is from RefSeq and is a predicted model, not a curated record. Gene Ontology annotation, molecular function: threonine-type endopeptidase activity. The transcript has 2 exons. NCBI's taxonomy places the organism in Eukaryota, Fungi, Ascomycota, Sordariomycetes, Hypocreales, Nectriaceae. Gene Ontology annotation, cellular component: proteasome core complex. The coding region runs from base 1 to 849 and encodes 282 amino acids.